AUGUCUUCAGCGCAGCCCACAAGCUCACCUCUUCCCGCCUAUAAAACGGCUUUCCUAGAGUCCUGUCUGUCCGCCAAUGUUCUGAAAUUCGGGGUUUUCACACUGAAAUCUGGACGAAAAUCGCCUUACUUCUUCAAUGCGGGCCUGUUCCAUACCUCGUCGCUCCUUUCCGCCAUCUCGACUGCCUACGCCAACACCAUCAUUUCCUACCUCGCCUCCAACCCAUCUAUUCCAAAACCUGAUGUAAUCUUCGGUCCGGCUUACAAAGGAAUCCCCCUCGCGUGCGCAACGCUGCUUGAACUCCACCGCAUGGACCCCGAAACCUGGUCAUCUGUCUCAUAUAGCUACAAUCGGAAAGAAGCAAAGGACCAUGGCGAAGGUGGAAACAUCGUGGGGUCCCCGUUAAAGGGGAAAAACAUCCUUGUCAUAGACGAUGUGAUCACUGCCGGUACUGCGAUGCGCGAGACGUUAAAGCUAGUAGAUAAGGAAGGAGGGAAAGUAGUGGGUUUCGUAGUUGCGCUCGAUCGACAGGAGAAAAUGCCCGGGCCCAAAGACGCUGAAGACGAUUACGAGCCUAGGAUGAGCGCUAUGGGUCAGAUUAGACAAGAAUUUGGUGUCCCGACUGCGAGUAUUGUCACGCUGCAAGACCUUAUUACAUUAGUGGGAUCCCAAGGGAACAAGGACGAUAUGGAUAAGUUGGAGGAAUACAGAAGCCGCUACCGGGCUAGUGACUAA
This is a messenger RNA of Blastomyces dermatitidis ER-3, 735 nucleotides long. Its product is annotated as orotate phosphoribosyltransferase. Gene Ontology annotation, biological process: 'de novo' pyrimidine nucleobase biosynthetic process; pyrimidine ribonucleoside biosynthetic process; pyrimidine nucleotide biosynthetic process. Lineage: Eukaryota; Fungi; Ascomycota; Eurotiomycetes; Onygenales; Ajellomycetaceae. Bases 1 to 735 code for a protein of 244 amino acids. Gene Ontology annotation, cellular component: cytoplasm. The record is from RefSeq and is a predicted model, not a curated record. The transcript is spliced from 3 exons. Gene Ontology annotation, molecular function: orotate phosphoribosyltransferase activity.